AUGAUCGACAUUGAAAUAGAUCGAAACAACAUUGAGUCUGCCAUCAUGAGACUAUACAAACUAAAGGGAUUUUUACGUUGUGGAAGCGAAGAACAGGGAAACACCGGGGGAAACGUCCUCAGAGCAUACAUAAAUGGAAACAAUCGUCAAUUCAGCGUGUACUUUGCACAAAAUGAUCCUCGAAACAUGAUGGAAACACUGAAUGGCUAUUCGGAAACUAGAGAACGAGCAGAACUCAUGGCUUUGAAGCAUACCCUGGAGAUUGUGCCGUUGGAGCAGUAUGUCCGUAUAUACGGCAGCAGCGAAUAUUCCCCUAAACGUCUGACGGAAUAUGCGCUUGGGUGGGAGCGGAUGAAUUGCUUGACGGCCAACGACGAAAAAAAAUGA
Messenger RNA from Trichoderma virens Gv29-8, 387 nucleotides. RefSeq lists its product as uncharacterized. The record is from RefSeq and is a predicted model, not a curated record. The coding region runs from base 1 to 387 and encodes 128 amino acids. The transcript has a single exon. Lineage: Eukaryota; Fungi; Ascomycota; Sordariomycetes; Hypocreales; Hypocreaceae. Gene Ontology annotation, molecular function: nucleic acid binding.